Messenger RNA from Neocloeon triangulifer, 5053 nucleotides. It is a transcript of the gene Pdzd8, whose product is annotated as PDZ domain-containing protein 8. Gene Ontology annotation, biological process: mitochondrial calcium ion homeostasis. NCBI's taxonomy places the organism in Eukaryota, Metazoa, Arthropoda, Insecta, Ephemeroptera, Baetidae. Gene Ontology annotation, cellular component: mitochondria-associated endoplasmic reticulum membrane contact site. Bases 220 to 3228 code for a protein of 1002 amino acids. Gene Ontology annotation, molecular function: lipid binding; protein binding. The transcript is spliced from 17 exons. The record is from RefSeq and is a predicted model, not a curated record.
CAUAUUAAUUUCAUUUGAGUGAAAAUAUUUCCCAAAUUAUGAAGUUUGUAGCUUUUUCUAAAUCAGUUUCUUAACUCUCGAGUGUACACCCGUGCGGCGUUGCCGUCAGUUUCGUAGCCUUUUAAAAAACAUCGGACACCUCUCACCGCAGCACCAGCACCACAAAAAUAUAAAUAAGAAUCGGCGAGCAAUGACACUGAACUGAGUCUCUAAAAUAAAAUGACCAACUUAGAUCUAGUCUGGCUGAUUCUUGUGUCAAUCUUUGUUGGGGUCAUCAUCACUUUCGCCGCUUUUUGUUUUGCUCUGAACUACUACUUGAAACCAAAAAAGGAUUUAAACCUGCCAGACGAUGCUCUGCAAAUGCCAAACUUUGAGCAGUUCCAACUGCCUCAAAGUCUACUGCAAAUCAUCAACGCGACUGAUUCGCCGAAAAAAGAGACUUGUGUUGCAUUAAAUCUGCUAUUCCACUUUUUAUAUUACGAACUGAGAAAUUCUGAGGAAGUCCGUCUCUGGUUCCUGAAAAAACUGACUCUCGAAUUUGAUGAGCUGCUUACGAAAACUACGACUGGCAAAUUUAUCGACAAAGUUACGAUCAAGGAGAUUGAUCUUGGCUCAAAGUUUCCCAUCUUCAAUGGAAUAAGCAUCCAAGAUGUUGAGCUGCACCCAAUUAAGAAGUACAUUGAAACCCUUGACCUUGGUGUUGAUCUCCACUAUGAGGGUGGCUUCCAACUGGUCACCAGCGUCCGUCUCAUUUUAGGCGCCCCAGCCAUCAUUACUGUCAAAGUGUGUCAUUUGUCUGGCCGUGCUCGAUUGCGCUUUACAAGAAAACCAUAUUCCCACUGGUCUUUCACAUUCUACUCUGAGCCAAGCCUUGAACUGCAGGUUGAUUCGCACUUUCAAGGGAGGCCAAUUCCCCAAAUUACCUCACUGAUCGUCAGCCAGAUUCGAAAAGCAGUUAAAAAGAAACACACAAUUCCGCAAUUCAAGCUCCGUUACAAGCCAUUUUUCCAAGCGCCGCUGCAAACCUCGCCAUCUUUCUAUGACAAUUUUGACCAGUCCGAUGCUACUCUGAUUCCAACUGGAGUAUUAAAGGUGUCUUUGAUUGAAUGCACAAGACUGAAUCCCGAACUUGUUUGUGGAGAUAUUUAUUGCACUUUGGCUGUGGAUGAAGCACCAUGGACUGAACUUGUCCAAACAGAUUCCUUUGCUGUCAUGACUCUUGAUCUCAUCGUGUUUAGGAAACCGUCACAAAAUCUGGGAGUAACUUUCAAAGCUGAGCAACCAAAUCUUGUUGUUGUUGACAUUGUUGAACGAGGAACGCCAGGCUAUUUUUCCAAAUUGAAGAAGGGUGAUAUCUUAUUGGCUGUUGAAGGAACUAAGGUCACUACUUUGAGUCAUGCAAGCAAACUGCUGAAAACCACUGCAAGAAGAUUCACAAUCAGGAUUGAAAGAAAGCGGUGUCUGCUAUCCAAUGCGGACAUUCAAAAGACUGGAGAGGAAACAGCUGACAAAAUUAAAUCGACUCACCAAAGUAGUCCAUCUGGCAUUCGCAGACGCCUCACAAUACCCGAGAAUGAGCAGAUAGCGCCAAGUGAAACAGAAAGUAGUGGAUCAAGCACAGCAUCCCCAUCAAAUUCUCCCAUUAAAAGAUCAGUUAUAAAAAUAAAAAAUCUGCAAGCACCUGAAGAAACAACACCACUGAUAACAAGCAGAAAACUGAGCUCGGUUGCAGUACAGUCGCAGUGUGGCAUCCAGAUUUAUAGAACCAAAGAACUACCAAUGGCAUCAGACCUAAAUUUCAACGACUCUGUAACAUUCCAAAUUGGCGAAAAUAUCAAGUACUUCAACUUUGGCAUAUGGUCUACUCAAGUCGGAUCCAACGAUGGAAAGGAUAUUUUGAUGGGCCACCUAAGCAUUCCUUUGUAUAAGAUAAUUGACAAGUGCACCAUCACUGGUCUCGGCCAUUUGAUCAAAAAGUGGCAGCUACUAGAACCCUGUGUUACACAAAAACCUCAUCAACUGAAUGGACAUUCCGGUUUUGACCCUUCCUUUUGUUUUGGCGAUGCACUUUUUUGUUUCGUCUUGGUUCAAGAUUCUCAGAGUCAAGGUUACAUUCCAAGUUCAACCAGAGCAUCUUUCUCUGCUAAAGGCGAUGCUGAGGGCCUAAUGGAAGCAUCACUUUUGAAUACACCAAUUGGCAAGGACUCUCCAGCACACGAACCUGCAACACCAGGUGGAUCGGUUACUUGCGCCGACGAUGGAACUGCACAUGAUUUUGUCAGAACCCACUUUUCAAGAACCACCCAAUGCGAUUUCUGCAGUAAAAAGAUCUGGCUGAAAGAUGCAGUGCAGUGCAAGUCGUGCAAGAUGACGUGCCACAAAAAGUGUGUUACUAAGUGUCAGGCAACGGCAGUUUGUGUGCCAUGUGAUGACGACCAGUCAAUUUCUCAAGGAACUUCUCCAACAAAAACGCCUGAGAUUGUUACCACCGAAGUCGAGGGUGAAAUUUUAGGUGCAGAUAUUACUGCAUCUCCAACACCACAGAGUUCAAAACGAGGACUUGGAGGCUUGCUGGCUUCAGUUGCUAAUGCAGCUCACAACAGGAACAUGAAACGAGCAGGAUCGACCAGCAAUUUAGCUCCUCCAGAUGGAACGGGAUCUGCACCGAGCACAAACAACACGACACCUUCAUUGUCUCUGAGCUUCUCUCGUAGUCUACCUCACUCUCCGCAAGUGUCACCCUCAGCAAGUAGAAAGGCGUCAAUUGCAGACCCUGCGCUGUUUGACUUACCUGGAGGUCUGGCUGCUCUUGAUGAUACCGUCGAUGACAUUUUGGUCGAGGAAGCCAUGGAGCAACUUCUGCAAAGAUCUUUUGACAAUGAGGACAUAAUGUCUUUAGCCAAAGACAAAGGAAAGGAGCUUUACUGCGGACAACCUGGACGCAAGGAGAAAAUCAACAAACUUAUUUCCAAGUUGAAAGUUUCUAUGGAUCGCGAAAUGCAAAUUCAAGAAGCUCUUCAAGCUGAAGCAGAAGAUGAAAGUGAAAAGGUAUCUCGGCAAUUCUUGCUAUCAAAGUCCGAGAAACGAGUCCAGGCAAUCACUGUCCUAAUGCUCCAUUGCUGCUCAGGUCUGCAGCAUGUUCAGGACACUGAAGACGAGGAGUUAGAGCAAACCAAAGAGUUAAGUGUUGCGGCCUCCUUGUCAGCAGGAAAUGGUAUUUUAGGUUAAUUUAUUUGUCCAGAAAACACCAAAAUUGUGCAAUUUUCUUCAGAGAAACCAAUUAUUUGCUAGUCUCUAUUACGUGAUAAUAUACACUAUAUAUAAGAAAACUCAAUUAUAUCAGGGGGUUUGUUAAAACUCCUUUUUUUGGGGGAAAAUGUAGAUUUUACCCUUUCUAAUCAAUGAAAAUCUGGCCUUAAAUAACCUGAGCAUUUUACAACUGUAUUUAUUUUGUACCCGUCUUCCCAAUUAAAGCUUAUAUGUACUUAGACAGGGUAAUUAUUAUUGAGCCUAGAAUGUUAAAAAAAAUCUAAAAUCUCAAUGUUCAUCAUUUUUCCUCAUGAAAGCACCCAUCUAUCAAUUUAACACGAAAAAUGUGUAAAUCAAUUAGAAGCUGGAAAGCCAUUGGUUAAUAUUUUGCACUAAAUUCUAAUAAUAAAAAAAAAAUUUAAAAGGAUACUUAGGAUUACACCCACAGCAAAAUUUAUAUUAUUAGAUUUUUUUAAUUUGCUUAACAGGAUUUAUCAGGAAUAUCUUUUUCAAAAAAAAAAAAAAAAAUGUGUGCCUCGUUAGCAGCUUUGUAUGUUGAAAAUACAUUUUGAAAAGUAUAACUCAUUAUUAUUUUUUAUAACUGAAUUUGUUAAAUUAUUGAGAAACAUUGAGUAUUGGACAGUGAGGCCUCAAACUUUAAAAUCUUUUAUGGUGAUUUAAAUUUAAAAUCGACUUUUCCUCGAUGGGUUUGUGAAUUGUUAAAGAAAAACAAUAUCCUGCCCUUUCAUGUUUCUCGACCACCUCCGAGAAAGCUUAUGAAUUAUGGCUGCAGCCCGCAACCAAAACAUGUAGAGCAGGAUAUUGUUUUUCUUAAUUAAACAAUUAUAAACACACAAAAACCAUCAAGAAAAAGCAGACAUUAAAUUCAAAUCACCAUGAAUCAACCCUCAAUCGUUAAUAUUCUACUACAAAAUUUAUAAUUUUAUUUUAACAUUAAAAUAUCAUUGUGAUGAUGCAGUAGCAAAAUGUUUAAAUUGAUUAAAGAGGGUUGGGUGUUGAUAGCAGCCAGUUUCUGGCUUGGAUUUUCUCAAUCGACAUUUUUUUGCUUAUGCUUCUUAAAAUAAAGCCAAGCAUUUUAUCAAAUAUUUGUGAUUAACGUGACCACAAUUUAUUAAAUUUAGCAAAUUUAGCUGUGGCCAAAAAUUAAUGAAAUUUUCUAAUAUCACACGUAAUUCUUUGUUAACAAUAGUAUUUUAUAUAAAGUAUAUAUUUUCCAACUUUGACCUUAAUUUCAUGAAUUGCCAAUUAAUGGAUGUACAAGAAUAUAUUUUUUGCUUGUUACGUUAUUAUAAUAUUUAUGAAAUACUUAUUUUAUUUUUCUAUGCACCUAAAUCUUUUUAAUUAUUGCAUUCCAUUUCCAUUGAUUUGAAUCAAAGAUGAAAUAUUUUCUUUUGACGUUGACACUUUUUGCACAUAUAGUCAAGUUAUUAUAAUUAACUGCACUGCUCUUGCAUUACACAUAUCAUUGUAAUUGUAAUAAACAAAUUUGUCAUGUCACUUCAUCGUUGUGAAUAAUGAUGUUUUAUGAGAACAUUGACUAAUGCAUUAAAAACAACAAUAAUUAUUAGAAACUAUACUCAUUUAAAUAAAUUGAGUCAUACUCUCAAAUUAGAAGUGCAGUGAGCCAUUAUACAUAAGAUUUGAGAUGUCAUCCUCUUCUGGUAGUUUUAGAUGUUGCAACUUGUAAUUAAUAAUUAUAUUAAUCCAAUUGUUAAGUCUAGAUAAUAAUCUUAAUAAAAUCACACAUAGAUUAUUAUAAUCAAAUCUAAGCAAAAAUUUCAAA